Molecule: messenger RNA, 4063 nt
Organism: Acipenser ruthenus (sterlet)
Lineage: Eukaryota; Metazoa; Chordata; Actinopteri; Acipenseriformes; Acipenseridae
Product: T-complex protein 11-like protein 1
Exons: 10
Coding region: 321-1862 (513 amino acids)
Biological process (GO): signal transduction
Source: RefSeq, a predicted model, not a curated record
AGCGCUGUUUUAUUUGUAAUUCUCAUUUCCGUAAAUAGAAAUGGCUGCAUCCUGAACUUGCAGAAGAGAGGGCGUUCCAAUUUCAUUCAAUCUGACAACGUAUUCUAGAAAAAUCCUCAUUGCACUCUUCGUUUGAUUUUCAGUGUUUUCUCAAUAGCUAAACACAAAGAGUAUUUUGUUGCGUGUAACCCAAACAUCUGUUCUUGGACUGACUAUGUUGGUCGUUGCGUAUUUGUUAAAAUUCAAUUGAGGGGAAGAAAAAAGGGACAUACGCAGCAGUAUCUUCAGCUAGUUGUUUGAAGCUUGUCAUACAGAGAAACAUGCCACUGGGUUCGGAUAAACCAGGCUCCAGUGAGGAGGACAAGUCGAGUGAUUCCAGCGAGAGCAGAGACAGAGCUGACACUUCCGAGCAAGCGUUAGGAAUUAGACAGCGCACCCCUAGCCCUCACCGAGGGAACACUCCACAGUCUAGUCCUAGAUUUGUGUCAGUGGAAGAGCUGAUGGAGACAGCUAAAGGAGUCUCUAACAUGGCACUGGCCCAUGAGAUUGUGGUGAGUGGGGGAUUCCAGCUGAAACCUUCUGACCCAGCUGAAGGCAGUUUAGAAAAAAGAGUACAAUCUAUUGUGCACAAGGCAUUCUGGGAUUGCUUAGAAGCCCAGCUGGGGGAAGAUCCUCCGACAUAUGACCAUGCGAUUAAACUGCUGGGAGAAAUUAAAGAGACUCUUCUGUCAUUCCUACUGCCUGGCCACAGCAGACUGAGGAAACAGAUUAACGAGGUUGUGGAUCUGGAUCUGAUAAAGCAGGAGGCAGAGAACGGAGCGCUGGAUAUUAACAAAGUAGUGGAGUUUAUUAUCAGCAUGAUGGGGACGCUGUGCGCGCCGGCACGGGACGAGGAAAUCAGGAAACUCCGGGACAUCACAGCAAUCGUUCCACUGUUCAAAGCCAUUUUUUCAGUCCUGGAUUUAAUGAGGAUUGAUAUGGCUAACUUUGCUGUAAGCAGCAUUAGACCACAUCUGAUGCAGCAGUCUGUUGAAUAUGAGAGGACAAAAUUCCAGGAAUUCAUUGAAAAACAACAUAAUGCCUUGGAUUUUACCCAAAGAUGGCUAGAAGAAUCAGCAAACAGUCUUGUAAACUCCGGAGCAGAGGCCACACUUGCCCCCGCUGGUGCAGCGGCCUCUGUUGGUCCUGCGUUCUGUCCUCUCACUGUGCACAACCAUGCCUACAUGAGUCUGCUCAGGUGGAACCACAGGCACACGCCUUUCCCUGAAACUCUAUUAAUGGAUCAAAGCCGCUUUGAAGAAAUGCAGAUGGCACUGGAACAGCUGACCAUAGUAGCAGCAGUGCUGCUGAUCACCUACAACGUCACUGGGGCUGCAUUAUCUGGCCUUCCAGGGUUUGCAGACAAACUGAAGAGGGUUGUGAAAGUUCUGCUGGCAGGCAUGCACAUUCCCUCCUUCAAUAUGAGUGAAACCUUGGCUACUAUUGGUGAAAAACUCUGUGUGGAGGUUAACAGCUGCUUGUCCCAGCAUGGAUUCACUCAACUUUCUGCUGACAAAGCUGCUGUUCUGAAAGGGCAGACCCAAGCAGUGAUAAAACCAGAUAACUCAAUACGCAAACUCAUAGAUUCUCGCAUACUGGCCUUCCUAAUGUCUUACCUUGACUCAAGCCAUCAGAAAUCAAUUCCAGUUGUCCCAGGUGGUCUUGCGCCAAUUCAAAAAGAACUGGAGGAAAUCGCUAUCAAAUUCAGCCGCCUUGUGAACUACAAUAAGAUGGUCUUUGCACCUCACUAUGAGAAAAUUCUUAAAGAUAUCCUCAGUAAGGACGAGUCUCAUUCAAUGGGAAAAUCUGCAGGGCAAGGAUAAAUAUUAGAACUGGGUCACUCGGUCUGCCAAUCUAACAAUUGGGUAAUUUUCCGUUUCACAGUAGGACUAAAAGCAAAUUAGACAAAUGUUUCAACGAGAAGUCUUUGUCAAAUUCCUUCUUGUUACAACAAAACCUUCCCAUUGAAACAACGUUCGCCUCAUUUUUGUUUUAGUACUCUUGUGCAUUUUAGGAUUGAGUACAUUUUCAAUUUGAAAACCCUGGGGAUGAAACAUUUUACCAACAAUAGUUAGAUUGUACUUGAAGUUAUUGUCUGGGACCAGAGAUCAUUUCAACUAGUUAUCCUAAACAACCAUAAACUUAAACUGAACUGGAAAAAGCGCUUAGCAUCUCCCUGGGACGUGCAUUAUACUGUUGAAUAGGGUGUAAUUGGGGCUUCUGUUUUUCGGUUUUUAUCCAUUUCAUUUUUUGGUGCUAAUUUUUUGCUAUUUUCGAGUUUUAUGUAAAUCGUUUUUUUGGGGGCUUUUGCUUUUUAUAUACUGUAUUUAUUGUUUUCGGUUACUUUCCAAAAUGCUUGGGCAUUUUCUUUCUGUUACAAUAUGUAUAGAAACUCGACAGUACUUGCACACUUAAGUUGUACAUUCUGUCCUUUGCUGUUUUCCACAAUGAAAUCCUUUUGGUCACAGGCACAUUCUUGUGGGGUUUUUGUGUGUCUAGGCAUUUGUUUACAUUUUGCAGAUCUGUUUUAUUCUAUCUAACAGUAGUAUAGCUUUAAAUCCUGUGAACAAACCUAAUUGUAAUCUCUUUAAAUCUCGCAAGCGGAGUCUCCAAUAUAAAUGUAGGAAUUUGCUGCCACUCAGUAGUUGGGGUGGAUUUAAAGUAUUCAGAACAAAUCAAUGAUGGAUACAAACAGAAAGGAGGGACAUUGCCCAACUGCACUCAAACGUAUAUAGAUUUUUUUUUUUUAAAUAGGAAAGGCGUGAAGUCAACAGGAAUUGAGUAACCAUUUCCAGUGUUUUUCCAAUGUUUAUUGGCUAUACUGAUUUCAUUUUUGGGGGGGGGGGGGGGGUGUUAAAACCGAAAAUCAGAAGCCUUAGGCAUGUUUUUUACAUCCAUUGCCUAAAAAUAACACGCAGUCAGGUAGGCAAGAUUAAUAUUUACCUAGUCCAUGAAAAGCAACACCAACCUGUCACUCUGUUAAUGACUUUGCUGUACCAAUAGACUGUAAAAUCAGUUGAACAGGGUUAGUAACUUAGUUUAGUACAAACCAGAAUGUCUUUGAUUGAAUCAGGUUCAGUAACAAUUCUGUGGGUAUCCACAGCAUUUUGCAUGGCACCAAUGGGGUUAUGAUUUAAUCAAACGAUUAUGUUGUGUGAAUAAGCCACCUGUUUUUUACUUUAGAAGAUACUCCAGCUUAGUUAUCGUAUGGGGUUCUCUGCUGUGCCUCUACACAUUAGUGCAGUGAUGUUUGUUUUGAAAAGAACAGACUAAAUGUGAUGCCCUCCAAGGGCAAUCCAUCCAUACAAGAAAGCUAGAACAAUCUUUUAAUUUGAUUAUCACAUACGGCUUCAGCUUCUUUCGUUUACACCUACAGACUUGCAUAUUUAUCUAAAAUGAAAUGUCAGUAUAUAUAUAUAAAAAAUUAUUUAAAAAAAAAGAUCAGAAUGCAUCACCCUUCCCCAUCAGAAACAGUACCUCAAUGGUAAAUAUGAAAACAGCAUUUUGUUUUUCUGGCUGAUUUUCAUUUGUGUAAAAAAAUGUUGCAAGUUCCAGAAUCAUCAGUGAUAAUUCACCGUUGGUGCAUUAUUCAAGUUUGGAUUCAUAUGAAUCACAUUCUUUGCUAUUUAAAAUAAAAUUAGUUUAUUUGAAGUUGCGCUAUUUAUUCUAAUUUUCUUUGGUCUCAAAUGAGUUAAUUGCAAUUGUGUUUUAUUCAGAAAAUGUAUUGAAUAUGUCUUAAGAAUUAUUAAAUAUGUUUUAAAAUUAUAGUAAUUUUCAAAAGGUGUAGCAUCGCUUUUCAAAUUUAUCUUAACAUGGGCACUGUGUGUCAUUUUAUUUCUUCAUUUGCACAUACCAAGGUUGACCCAAGGUGCAUAGAAAGUUUGAUAGAUUGCUCAUCUACAAUGUAGGUGGAGUGUGUGAACUGAGCAUUUUUACUUCUUGCAUAAGUAACUCCUAAUGUGGCUUUGUUUAAUUGUGGAAAAAAAAACAGCAGCUUUACACAAAUAAAAUACUACCAAACAUA